UCGUCCAGUUGCAGCAGCAAUAUCAAUUCCUUCACCGAUCUCUCGAUUCCCUUUUUCGAAUAACUCCAACACAAUGUCUUCUAUCAUUCUUUCGAAGGAAGCCUGCCCUCCUGCCGGACCCUACUCCCAGGCGAUCCGCGCCAACGGCCAGAUCUUCGUUUCCGGCCAGAUCCCCGCCGACUCGACCGGUGCCCUGGUCGAAGGCAACAUUGGCGAGCUGACCCAGGCGUGCUGCAACAACAUCAAGGCCAUCUUGGACGCGGCCGGUACCAGCGUCGAGAAGGUCGUCAAGGUGAACGUCUUCCUCACCGACAUGGCCAACUUCGCCGAGAUGAACGCCACCUACGAGAAGUUCUUCGUCCACAAGCCCGCUCGCAGCUGCGUCGCUGUCCACCAGCUGCCCAAGGGUGUCCUCGUUGAGAUUGAGUGCAUUGCCCUGGAGUAAACUAGAAUACUACAAUGAAAGAAAAAUUUGCUAGUAUCUGGAACGUUGUGCACAUUUCUGCGGUAUUAUAGGCUCCAGCGGAUUGGGUCCAGCCUGUGUCUAUAUAUUUCAAAUAGCGCAAAAAGCACCUUGAUAUUGUACAUUUUCGAAGGUCGAUAUUAGAAAUGGCUUCAGGCUACUGAUAAGCUUUUCGACUGUAACGUUUGCUAUAAAAUUUCAGU
Molecule: messenger RNA, 666 nt
Organism: Penicilliopsis zonata CBS 506.65
Lineage: Eukaryota; Fungi; Ascomycota; Eurotiomycetes; Eurotiales; Aspergillaceae
Exons: 4
Coding region: 74-445 (123 amino acids)
Cellular component (GO): mitochondrion; cytosol
Molecular function (GO): deaminase activity
Source: RefSeq, a predicted model, not a curated record